CCGCGCCCUGGCAGCUGCGGGCGCGGCGCGGAAGGCGGCGGCGGUGGCGCUGGUGGCGGCGGCGGCUGCGGGGCUACCCGGCGACAGCGGAGGCCCGGCCGAGCGGACCUGAGCCCCGGUCCCCGCGCGCCUGCUCGCCUGCCUCGCGCCAGCCGCGCAUGCAGCCCCAGCCCGCGGAGACAUGAGCGCCCCGCGGCCCGACGCACCCGAGGCGCAGCGGCCCGGCCCCGCGGCCCCGUGAUGGGCUCCUGCGUGUCGCGAGUUGCCGGCGGUGACGUGGCCGGGUCCCAGCUGGGCUAAGAGCAGCCUGUGAUUUCAUCCUGGGCCGCUUCAUUAUCUGACAUCUCCAUGGCAACCUGUCUGUGACAUCACGGGACCAAAGUCCUCGGAGGGGAGAAGGCAGCUUGGUCAGAUCUCUUCACAAGUGCCCACAAGGACUGCCCCAUGCCCCAGGGCACGGAAGCCCUUGACCCACACCUGUGCGCGAGCUGCCCGCCCACCACUGCUCCAGACCAUGUCGCUGGCAAGGACAAACAGAUGGACUUCUGUUGGGAUCCUUGGCAGAGGUGCUUCCAGACCACCAAUGGCCACCUGUGCCACUCCAGAUCCUGCGCCAGCAACUACAACGUGGCUGCCUUGGCCACCUCGUCUCUCGUGGGGGUGGUGCAGAGCAUCAAGGACCACAUGACCAAGCCCACGGCCAUGGCACGGGGCCGCGUGGCCCACCUCAUUGAGUGGAAGGGCUGGAGCGCCCAGCGAUCGGGCUGGGAGCUGUCCCCGGCCGAGGACGAGCGCUACCACUGCCUCCCGGAUGAGCUGCGGGAGGCCCGCUUUGCAGCAGGGGUCGCCGAGCAGUUUGCCAUCACAGAGGCCACACUGAGCGCCUGGUCCUCGCUGGACGGUGAGGAGCUGCACCUCGAGACCAGCCCCCAGGACACGGAUCAGCUCCAGGGCCUGCAGGACAGCUUCCUGAGCGGCCCAUCACGGGAUGACAGCCUCCUGGCCUUCUCCUCGCCUGGCCACUCCCCUGAUGAGUGGCCCUCCCCCUCUCCCCUCCCCCCUGCCAGCCCCCAGCCCCCCAGCCCUGAGCAGCAGCACCGGCAGCGGCUGCCCGGGGGCCUGGGGCCCGAGGCAGGGGGCUGCCUGCAGGGGUCGCUCCCCUCGGUGGACAGCGGCUCCCUCUCCGAAGAGGAAGACGAGGUUUUCUAUAACUGAGGUGGGGGCUGCACGGGGCCAGCACCUGCCCACACCGUGACCUUGGCCAGUCCGUAGCCCAGGCACAUCUGGACUCUGGGAAUGCCGCUGGGCAGCUCUCCACCUCUUGGG
This is a messenger RNA of Oryctolagus cuniculus (rabbit), 1326 nucleotides long. The record is from RefSeq and is a predicted model, not a curated record. Lineage: Eukaryota; Metazoa; Chordata; Mammalia; Lagomorpha; Leporidae.